Messenger RNA from Pectinophora gossypiella (pink bollworm), 608 nucleotides. RefSeq names its product 10 kDa heat shock protein, mitochondrial-like. Gene Ontology annotation, cellular component: mitochondrial matrix. The coding region runs from base 151 to 462 and encodes 103 amino acids. Gene Ontology annotation, molecular function: protein-folding chaperone binding; ATP binding; protein folding chaperone. The record is from RefSeq and is a predicted model, not a curated record. The transcript has a single exon. Lineage: Eukaryota; Metazoa; Arthropoda; Insecta; Lepidoptera; Gelechiidae.
UGUUUAAAAAAUAAAUCGUAAAUUUGCUCUCGGCGCCGGCAUCCAAAAACCGAAUAUUCUAGACAUCGGGAGUACAAAAGUCACCUCGCUCAAUUCUCUUCAUUUGUUUCCGAGAUUUGAGAAGAGAAAACUUCUAUUUCAAUAUAAAAAAUGGCCAACGUUGUGAAGAAACUAGUACCCCUUUUGGACCGUGUACUCAUCAAGAGGGCUGAAGCCGUCACGAAGACCGCGGGAGGCAUCAUGAUCCCUGAGAAGGCUCAGUCUAAGGUACUGCAAGGAGAAGUUGUCGCUGUUGGUCCCGGCGCGAGGAAAGAUAAUGGUGAAUUCGUCCCAGUCCUCGUGAAGGUCGGCGACAGAGUCCUGCUUCCCGAGUACGGCGGCACCAAGGUAUCCCUCGAGAACGAUGAGAAGGAAUACCACCUCUUCCGAGAAGCUGAUAUCCUGGCGAAGAUCGAUAACUAAAGGUUUAGUUUUAAUUUCUCGUUAUUCCAGUUUGGUUAGUCAUAAAAUAGGAGUAGUGAAUGGACAUUGCGAUUGUGUAAUCCGUUGGAUGCUGAUGAAUUUGAUGUUAACUGCGUUGCAUUUCUAAUUAUAAUAUUGUUAUAAAA